AGUCCUUUUUUCUUGGUCAUCUUUUUAAACUGUGGAAGAAUUGCUUGCAUUUCUAUACUUUUACGUGUGGAGAAAGUUUGUAUUCCUUGCUUUCUCGCACUGCGGCGUGGGUGAUGUUCGUAGUGAGAGACGGACGAGGAGCAAAGUUUGAGCAGCGAGGCUACGAUCACAUACAAUUGCAUAAUAUGUUUGUAUAUUUAUAUGUGAAACACAAGGUUACUUGAGAUAUUUUGAGACACAUUGCACCCUGACUGACGCCGAUAUUUCGUUAGACCUGUCACUGCUGUGUUACUACUCAAUCAGCCUAUUGAACAGAAUUAUUGUACAUCAACAUCUUGCAUAGUUGACUUCUACUGUUCUGCAUCCUGCUUCGGGCAAGUUCCUCCUGUUACUCUCCUGCUUCUUGUAAACAUGUAUUGAAUGAAGUGGACCUAAUCAGUGGUUCAUAACGUCCCAAAAUCAUGUCUGUUGUAUAUUCGAAUCUCAAGUGAAUCUAGCAGUGUGUUCAUUUGUGUGUGUACAUAUUAUGCCCCACUCUAUUAGCUAAUACCAUCUUUUAUCCAAUUUACAAUGAAUUUUUGGCAGAAUUCCCACGUUUCGUUUCAAAUAUGUUUGAUGUAAAGUUACAUGUUGUUUUUCUAUAUUAACCAUGAAAUGAAUGAGCCAAGAGGGCAAUAAGGCUCACGUCUGCAAUUUGUUUGUACUAAGGUGAUACCUUUGAAUGUGGUUGGUUGUGAGGGUAUAGAGAUGGAUUGCAGAGUGGGUGGACCAAUUUGUAACAUGUUGCCUGUCAAGUGAAAGUCUAUUUUAGCCCAUCUUUUGUUUGUAUGGGAUUCACUUUACUGCUCCACUUUUAACAUAUCAUUCAUCAGAAUAUUUUAAAAUUUGCACAUGUGGUGGUGCAAUAAACAAGGUCUGAUUUUCUAGCCAAAUUGGCAGACUCUAGGCCAAUUCAGUCAGUUGUCUUUGAUCACCAUGAAGUUUGAGACAACUCUUUAAUUUUGUAGUUUUGUGUAAAACCGAGUUUCACAGAUUUGCGAAGUUUUAGAAAAUGUAGUUUUUAGAAAAAGUGUGAGUGAGUGGAACAAGUAAAAAAUCUUUACCCUCAAAUCUGACCAAUAAUAUUUGUACUGAUUUGAAAAAAUGUGUGCAUCCAACUCUAUAAAACUCAGGUCAGCCCCAUCAGCCAUGGCUAUUUUGGCAGAGCAACGCGGAUUGCUAGCGGAAACUCAAUCAUCAGAGUCUAGAAAACCACUCAGAACUCCAAGGAGAACUUACGAGGACAAUUUUGACUUUGCUUUUAGCUUUUACCAGCCCAUGUUAGACUAUAUGGAUAAAAAAUUGACUGCUGACUUUCCCUUCGACCGUAAAGAACUGCCCCAUUUGCCCUACGUCGAUGAAAGAUGUCUACUUGAGCCACUUAGGCUGAGAAAUACUCCAAAUAAGAAAAUAUGCAAAGAGGAGCAUGCAAAUAGUAGCCGGUCCAUUUUGAGUCCUGCACUUGUACAAAGAGUUCAAAGAGAAGCUCAUCGGUCCCUCGAGGAAGAAAAUAAAUCUUCCAAGUUGAAAGACAUGAUCGAAGCAUCCGAAGGGAGAGAAAGGGGAAGAAAAGUAUUACAGCAACAACAACAACUCCUACGACGUAGUGGUGGUAAUAGUUUCGCGUCUUCGUCUGCUGGUAAUCCAGAUCUGUCAUUUUCCUCGUCCAGAGCAAUAGAAAAAAGCACUUUGGGUGCUGAUGGAGGAAUGUCUAGGGUGAAAUUAGGUGUGAGUAAUUCGAUGUCGUCCUCCUCAGUUUUGGCUCACUUUUCCCCCAAUGUUUCUGACUGUUCAAAAACUUUUUCCGUGACCAAGACUCGUACUAAGACUGUGGAUGAGCCACUUGACAAAUCCUUGAACCGGAAGUUGGCAGCAACCUCGACAAAUUCAGGGUCCACUUCGAUUAAAUUUGGCGAUUCGCAAAAUAAAACAACUUAUCAUACCGAAAACUCUGAACGCAAUCAAAAUGGGUUUUCUCCACUUUCUAAAUCUAAAUCCAUUGCAGCUGUAACAUGUAAUAAAACAACCCAAGACAGGAUGAAAGCUAUCUCUGACAAGUAUAACAAUAUAAUGCACAAAGAUCCCGUUGGGAAGAUUGAGACCUCCUCCUCGUUCUCUAGAAAAAAUUCUUCUUUUUCUGACUUUGGAAGAUUUCAUAAUAACAUCAAAAUGAAUGAAAGUGUUUGCAAUAAUGACGAGAAUGAUGAUUUCAAGACUGGCAUGUCGAGAUUUAGAGGGACGAGAAAAACUGUGCACUUUUUACCAUCUCGACCUCCACCAAGGGUUGGGAUAUUAGAUAGAAAUAAGGGUAUUAAUAUGCAAAGUGAAGAUGCAGAAUAUUGGAAGGGCUUGUGGUAAGCCUGAUGUGUGUAUUAGUGCACUUUUUAUGCCAUAGUAUAAUUAUCAUGCAAGACCAUGUAACUCCACUGUGAUUUAAAGGUCUGUGGGUCUUCUAGUCUAAAUUGAACUUUUUUUUAUUAUCUAUUCU
Molecule: messenger RNA, 2527 nt
Organism: Folsomia candida
Lineage: Eukaryota; Metazoa; Arthropoda; Collembola; Entomobryomorpha; Isotomidae
Exons: 1
Coding region: 1144-2397 (417 amino acids)
Source: RefSeq, a predicted model, not a curated record